Eurypyga helias (sunbittern) is the source of this 1162-nucleotide messenger RNA. RefSeq names its product junctophilin-2-like. Lineage: Eukaryota; Metazoa; Chordata; Aves; Eurypygiformes; Eurypygidae. Gene Ontology annotation, cellular component: junctional membrane complex; plasma membrane; sarcoplasmic reticulum. The record is from RefSeq and is a predicted model, not a curated record.
UACACGUGGCCCAGUGGCAACACCUACGAGGGCUACUGGUCCCAAGGCAAGAGGCAUGGCCUAGGAAUCGAGACCAAAGGACGGUGGGUUUACAGAGGCGAGUGGACCCAUGGCUUUAAGGGACGGUACGGCGCGAGGCAGAGCAUGAGCAGGGAAGGUACCUGGAAUAAUGGCCUGCAGGAUGGCUACGGCACCGAGACGUAUGCUGAUGGAGGCACGUACCAGGGCCAGUUCACCAACGGCAUGCGGCACGGCUACGGCGUGCGGCAGAGCGUGCCUUACGGCAUGGCCUCCGUGGUCCGCUCCCCGCUGCGCACCUCCCUCUCCUCCCUGCGGAGUGAGCACAGCAACGGCACCCUGCCCCAGCAGGACUCCCCCGCCGCCAACCCUGAGAACCUGCCCCUCUCGCCCACCAUCACCCGGGGGGGCUUUGCCCUCAGCCUCUACGCAGAGGCAGAGGCUGGGAAGCCCAAGAAGGGGGGGCGGUUCCGCAGGGGUUCCUUGCUGGGGAAGCUGAAGAAGUCCGAGUCCAAGUCAUCCUUGGCCAGCCAGAAGAGCCGUGUCAGCUUCCUCAAGAGCGAGAGCGGGAUCAGCUCAGCCGCCAGCGAUGCCACCUCCACAGUCAGCCUGGGCGAGGGCGCCGAGGGCGAGGAGUACCCCCCCUUUGAGUCCGACAUUGAUGCCACCACCACGGAGACCUACAUGGGCGAGUGGAAGAACGACAAGCGCGCUGGCUUCGGUGUCAGCGAGCGCUCCAGCGGGCUGAAGUAUGAGGGCGAGUGGCUGGACGAGGAGGGCAAGUACCGCCACAACGUCCUCGUCAAGGGCAUGAAGAAGCGCGUGAUACCCCUCAAGAGCGCCAAGAUCCGACAGAAGGUGGACAGGAGCGUGGAGGGGGCUCAGAGGGCCGCGGCCAUCGCCCGGCAGAAGUCAGAGAUCGCGGCAUCCAGGACGGCUCACGCCAAAGCCAAGGCUGAAGGGUCUGAGCAAGCAGCUCAGGCAGCUAACAACGAAUCGGGCAUAGCCAGAAUGAUGGCCAGGGAGCUCUCCCCGGACUUCUACCAGCCAGGCCCCGAGUACCAGAAGCGGAAGCUGCUGCAGGAGAUCAUGGAGAAUGCUGAGCACACUGUCAACAUGGAGGAGGAGGCACCACGGCCCGAGG